GGAGCCACGACAGACGAAUACUUUACGUGUCUUCAGUUCUAAUUCUGGGUUCGCUCGCGGUUGGUAUCAUGCUUGUCCAGACGCUGGGGAGCUCCUCGAAGCCUAUUGCUACUUAUCGGAACACGAUCACGAGUGCUUGGGCAAUCAGUGCCAUGAUAUUGACGCUGACUACGAAUGUCUUCGCUACGACCCUCAUCGCUUAUCGAGCGUGGACCCAUCGUCGGCUAAUCCGCUCUCUAACUAGUGGAACCCUCGCUAUUCAAGUUUCCGGACAGAUUGGCAUUCUCGCAUUCUUAAUCGAAUCGGGUACCAUGUAUUGUUGCACUUGGUUCGCUAUGAUCUUUGUUUUCGCUUUCGUAAACAGUGGAGUUUACAUCAUGAUAGAUAUGCUUGCACAGCUCAGCGCCAUCUACCCUACGCUCAUCAUUACACUCGUCUGUCUGGGAUCAACGCUCGACGAUUCUAUCCAGACCUUCGAGCAAAGUCGUUCGUCUCAGCGAAUUCGAUCCCUCACUGACCCACAACCUUCGAUUUCAUCAUCCGUAUUUUCAACAAGGACUGAAACGGAUACCUCAGUUUCCUAUUAAUAUUUUCAAAUAAUCAUCUAGAAAGAUAAUGUCCAGCAUGUAUAGCCGACCACCGGUAUCAUAGCAUCGCACUACUAAGUUGGAUCACGAACAUUCAUGAAGCAACAGAUAUUCAAAUACGGGGAGUACCACGAAAACUGCUUUCUCUCCAGUUCGUAUGCAGACGAAGCAGAUAAUAAAUCUGAUAUUGAGCCCCAACGAGGAUACAAGAACACCGGUUCCUGGGCCAAAG
This is a messenger RNA of Desarmillaria tabescens, 819 nucleotides long. RefSeq lists its product as uncharacterized. Bases 69 to 587 code for a protein of 172 amino acids. Lineage: Eukaryota; Fungi; Basidiomycota; Agaricomycetes; Agaricales; Physalacriaceae. The transcript has 6 exons. The record is from RefSeq and is a predicted model, not a curated record.